AACAUGGCGUCGGCACGGACGAGGUUGUCUGUUUCGUUUAGUUGAUUAACCCAAAGAUUUCCAAUUUGUAGCAGAUAGCGCACUGUUCAGUUUUUUUGGCUAUUUUGGAAGAGUUGUAUUUUUCCCCUCAGACUAAGGUGGUGGUUGGAAUUUUCGCUGCUGGGCAGGCUGCUGUCUAAAUUGUUGGCCAAAGGAGCAAUUCAACGUAACCAGUAUCUCGUGACUGACCAACAUGUCGAACUUCACACCAUUCUUCCCUCUUAAUGUUUCCAGUCACAGCCACCAUUUUCGACACUGUCUCUAUAACAACGUGCACGAGAGGAAGAUGAAAAAGAUUAUUGCUAUUAUUUACAUUUUGACAUCAGUGCUAAGUAUUCUUGGAGCUGGAUCUGUGAUAAUUUAUUCUGUUGUCAAAAGGAUUGUUCGACGACCAGAGGUUCACCCUUUGUUCCAUUUAGCCUUAGCAGACUUGCUUUUGGCUUCCUUGUGGUUCUCUGGUGCCUGUCUUUGGUUUCAUAAACAGGAAGGGAAUUGUUUUUAUUUGGACGUUUUUGCAGAGAUGGCACAUCUUGCAACAUUCUUUUUGACGGUCAACUAUGGUUUAAAUGCUUUCCUCAGACUGCAAGAGAAGGUUCAAAACUUGCAAUUCUCCUCAGCUUCUCCAAGUAAACUUUAUGUUCACCUUUCCAGGAUGUUUUAUGGAAUGUGUUGGAUCUUCCCUGUGGCAGUUAUGGUCCCUUUACUCUUUCACUAUGAUGAAGUCCAUAGCCCUGGUGACUGCACUCGCUGCCUCUUACUUUUUGACCGACCCAAGGUUAAGAGUUCCCUAUCAAAGUCGCACUCGAUGUGGCAGUCUUAUGGUUCUGUAGCACUGGUCACAACCUUGACCUUUUCCAUUGUUGCACUCACGCUGAUAUAUUUUCUGAUGCUCCGAACUCACAGAAAGGCUGUUAUUUAUUCAGGAGUAUUAACAGACCGUCAGCGUGCCAGUAUAGAUGCCAUCCGUAAUAAAGUCUUCCUUUACGUGUUGGUGUUUCUGAUCUGCUGGAGCCCAGCCCUGGUGGUAGCAGUAUGCGACAUAGAUCCAAGAGUAACCCUCUCUAACAUGCACCAUUGGCCCGUGCUGUUUGUGAUGCUGGGUCUGACAGCACCCAUGCAAGGCUUUUUCAACUGUAUCGUGUACGGCUGGUCAAGGAAAAGUUUCCGUGACGCCUCAGGACAGCGGAGAAGUUUGUUGCUGGAUUCCGACGAACAUGGCUCUCUUCAUAAUCGACGGGAGUCUCAAGGAUCCAUGCGCUCGUUGUGACAGUAAAGCCCUAUAAAUAUUGAAAGGGAAUGUUUAUUUUAUGCGUGCUUUGUUCAGCAUUUUGACGCUCAUCAACUGCGCGACUAUUCAGAAGGCGUUUCAUGAAGUUAAGAGUUUUUAGUAUCGAUUUCAUUACGUGUUUUAACAACCAUGUAAACGAAUCAGUGGAUCCUCGCUUCGUUUUUACGUAAUCAAGGAGGAUCCAUAAAAAUGACGUGCACAAGACGAUAAAGUACAAAGUAAUUUAUUAUAUCUCUCAGUUACUACGCGCGCUGUGAUUGGUCGAUUUAGCGGGCCGUAUAUAUACUCUACUGUACGGUCCGCUAAAAUUUAAAGCUGUUUUUGCUAAAAUGUUUCGUGGUUUAUCACCAAGUGUUCUUUACUUUUAUAGCAAGUAAAAGUUCAAAACUUUCUUUGACCUAAAAUUGUGUAUGAGUCAAAACUUGCUAACGACUUUACAACGAUUUCAAAUUGACUUGUUUUGCUUUCGACGUACUUCAGAAAUUUGAAGCCGUCCCGCGUGAAUAGAAAUCGUUCCCGAACCCGUCAGACCCUCAGUAGAGAUAUGAUAAAUAUCGUACCAACCUCGUUUUCUCGGUCUGUACUGUAAGUUACGGAUCCUCGUUUUUUUCCCCAUCGUUUUACGGCCCGCGCGCCUCGCACUCGAGCCAUAAAUCGAAGGGGAAAAAAACUCGGUCCGUAACUCACAGUACAGACCUCGAACUCAGUUAAUAAGAGGUAUAUAUUUUAAAGCUAUUUAGGUUCAUUCGUAGCUGGAAAUAUGUAGCGAAUCUGCCCAAAUCUAUUUAAAAUGUAACAUAAGUAUUUACAGUCAAAGCUGCUUUGGGACCGCGUCUUAGCGUUUAUGGGCGAGAUUAUCUUACCAAAGGAACAGAAACUCGUAACGAGGUUUCUGACCAUUCAAAAUGGGGCGGUAAAGUGUGACUUGAACUAAACCUGUGAGCAGACUGACAGAAACUUCUUAAACAGUGAUUAAGAAAGAAGACAAAGUAAGAAGUGAAAGUGUUGUUCAGAGGUACAGCCUGCUGGGUUUCUCGCCUGUUAUUUCAGUGUCGAAAAAUAGAUACGGCGGCAUAAGUUUCCUCGAGUUAUUGGUCCCUCGAUUUUCGGAUUCUGUUUUUAGAAUUAUGAAACAACUGGACUUCUUCCAAGUCCUGUGAUCAUGAAGUAACCUGUACAUGCCUUACGUUAACUAUGUCGACUAAUAUUUACUUUGCAGGAACCUAAUAACGUGUCUAAAACCAAAAUGUAAAAAAAAAUGUUUAUUUCCAAAAAUGCUCAAUAAUUAAGAUCAAAGUGCCAACAAAAAUUCAAAAGUUAUCUGUUAUAAAACAGACUUUUCUCUAUAUAGGCUGGAUCCCUCCCGUAUAGACGGUCGUUAAAUGAAAUUUUCUUAUUUAUUGAUAUUUUUUAACGCUGAUAUUUUUAUGUUGUUUAUCUAAAUGUCUCAUUGCAUGCGCUAAGAGUACGUUGCUAUGUAUAUAAGAGUAUUUAAAAUAAAAUCACUCCGUGUGCUUAAUGGUU
Molecule: messenger RNA, 2851 nt
Organism: Orbicella faveolata
Lineage: Eukaryota; Metazoa; Cnidaria; Anthozoa; Scleractinia; Merulinidae
Product: transmembrane protein 116-like
Biological process (GO): adenylate cyclase-activating G protein-coupled receptor signaling pathway
Cellular component (GO): plasma membrane
Molecular function (GO): G protein-coupled receptor activity
Source: RefSeq, a predicted model, not a curated record